Molecule: messenger RNA, 3398 nt
Organism: Exophiala viscosa
Lineage: Eukaryota; Fungi; Ascomycota; Eurotiomycetes; Chaetothyriales; Herpotrichiellaceae
Exons: 1
Coding region: 220-3189 (989 amino acids)
Biological process (GO): proteasome-mediated ubiquitin-dependent protein catabolic process
Cellular component (GO): nucleus; cytosol; proteasome regulatory particle, base subcomplex
Molecular function (GO): polyubiquitin modification-dependent protein binding
Source: RefSeq, a predicted model, not a curated record
CAUUGAUGAAUAUGAGAAAGCACACGCAACACAGCGGAAACGCUCUGAUGGCAUGAUUUUCCAGAUUGUGCCAAUGGCAAAAGGCAAAGCUCAAAGUGUCUCAAUAGAAGGCUUUCCCAAUGGUGCGGCUGAAACACCUCUUUCAUCGAGUACGACUGACUUCAGGCAGAGGUUUUGACUCAUAUAUUGUCCCAUCUGCCACCCGAGACCCUGUCUUCGAUGAGCUUAGUUUCGCAACGAUUCCACAAAUUGGUCACUACUCCUCAUGCGUGGCGCAUAGCGUUUGCUAGAUACUUCCCAGGCUCGGAAGAACUUGACAUCGGGCCGGGUAGAGCUCCAAGAGAUUCUACUUCCGACGUUGAAAAGGCGCAACGAAGAUCCUUCACGCGCUUAUCAGCACUGUCGUCUUGGAGAAGUGAGUACAUUUUGCGAACACGGUUGCUCCGGUCACUUGGCCGGGGCCGCCCUGCCAUUGAGACAGUUUCUCGAUCGAGUGCAUCUCGACACGGAAAUAGUGCUGCGGCCGCGGUUACGACCUACCAAUCCGGCUUGUACUACCCUGUCAGUCACAUCCAUGCCACGUUUGGCGUCGGCUUGAACAAGAAACAGCCGUCGUUUAUGCAUGGGGCUGUGGAGCAGGGAGGUGUAUCGGUCAGCGAACCCAGCAAUGGGAAGCCAGGAUCCUGGGGAUUGACCGACUUUGAAGGCUUCAAACAUUUCGCCGACCAAUUUCCUGGGGAACUUCCGCACGGAUUAGGCCCUGGCAACGUGGUGGGCAUGGAAAAUGUUAUGGAUAUCAGCCAGCCAUAUGGGAAACUGUACGGGGAAGCAUGUCCUGGCGGACGACUCUACUACACGUCGACAAGCGAGCAACGUGGGCGGUUCGUUCCCAUAUCGUCCAAUGCGAAUCAUGCCCUUGGAAUCCCCGAAGUGAGCAUGAUCGGUUGUGCUGUUUGUUCAGUCUACAUCGCAAAGUCGGAGUCUCUCCUAAAGAUCACGAACGGGCUGUUUGGCUUCCUUGCAGGGUUCUCGAAUGGUGUGCUGGCUGCGUACGCGCUCGGGGUCAAUCCUGUGCACGACCGCCGUUACGAGAAGGGCGAGCCUACUGCUAAGUGGGUACUUUGCCCAGGCGUGCCCAUCGUGGGUAUAUCUAUCGAUGAGAAAGUCUCUUCUCGCAGGAUCGCUUCCAAACGUGUUUGGGCUACCGCUCUUAAUGCGCUUGGGGAGGUUUACUACCUGACGGAAACGCCCACUAGACCCGAGUUUGCUGGAAAGGCCUCCCCAGCCGACGUUGAUCGACUUGCCUGGCAGACAGGUAGAAGUGUGGAGUGGUCACUCGUAGAGACCACGAGAAGACAAGCGAAACCAGAUCCUUUCGGGACCGCAUUGGUUGACGGCAGCUACACACCUCACACUUCUAGUGAUAGGUCUGGGCUGAGCCAAGAACAAACAAUUGCCGAGACAAAAGAAGUCGAGAAAUUCUUGCUUCACAAACCCAAAUACUUUCAAAACCUGUGUGAAGGUUGGGACAUGCGACAUAAGUUGAUCGUAGACUUUGCCGGGGACGAUCACCAUGGAGCAGGAGAGUCCAUUUUCAUCGUCAAUCGUGGCUUGGACGAAGAGAGCGUUGCAUCUAUUCGUCGUUUCACACGUUGCAAGGCCAAGAUCACUGUUGACUUCAGCCUGGAUGGCUGGCCGACGAUACAGUCGACAAUGCAACGUCCUUCCAUCUUCGGAACAGGAUUGGCCUCUGUGUUUGACCCUCAGUCAUCGCCAUCUCUAAGCAGCGUCCCAAGGUCGCGCACAUCCAGUCAUGAUGACUCGGCAGACUCGCAAUACCGACAAGACUGGCAUAUGUCGCAGUUGUCGUUCGCCGACCAUCGCAAUGUCCAAAUCUCAGCCCUAGCGUCGGACGAGUCGGAUUAUGCCAUGUUGACCGCGAAUGAAGAUCCUCUGCUUGGGAUGUCUGGUGGUUCGAAUGCUUCCUCACCAUUGGCUUCUCCUCUGGGUCAUAUGUCGACGGUCAAGUCAGUCUCCGAGAUACCCGGUCAUCGAGCCCGCCUUCUUGGCAUCGGUACCAUGUCCGGUGUGGUGAUGCUCUGGGACAUGCGUGCUAGUCUUUCUCCAAGCCCUGACGUUGUCAAUACUGUCCAGCCAGUUCGAAUCAUCUAUACCAAGAGUCCACAGAUUGCGUCCCUGGCGCUGACUUCUUUGUAUGUUGUUCAUGGAGGCAAUGACGGGCUUGUGCAGGCCUGGGAUCCUCUCGCUUCUACGAACGAGGCAAUCAGGACUCUGAACUCACGAUUCUCUGACCGAGCGAGACGACGCAUUGCCCAAGCAGAAGCCUCUGUGCAGGGUGUGGGCAACAACUACUAUGCCGCUGGCGCGAUUGUGCUAGAUCCUGAUCCUACUGUCCUGCGCGGAAUGGUCUCAUUGGGAGCUUAUCUACGUUACUGGUCGUACAGCUCGACUGCGGCAGAUGCAUACAAGAGUCGCAAAAGAAAUCAGCUUCGUCGACGGUCCGAGCGAGGAAGUAAUUCCACGCCGGCAAACCACAAGGUUAGUGCCACUGGCCGUGGAGUGCUGAAGGACUAUAUCACCAAUGAACGGUUUGAAAUGGAGCGGGAGAAGAUCGCAAGGGAUCAAGAAAAAGAGCGGAUGAGUGGCAGAUUCGGCACCAAUUUAUUGGGUGAAGGGGCGGGCGAGGAAGAACUACUAGCUUAUGCCACGAUGCUCAGCGAGGAGGCAUUCUCGAGUGACGCGGUGAAGAGGCAGGCCAACGAAGAUCACAGCUCAAAUGUGUCACCUAGUUUGCCGCAGAGCCGGAAGGAAGAUGCUCCAGCUAGUGCAGUCGACGCCGACCUCGAAGAAGCGCUCCGUCUAAGCUUGCUGGAAACCGAACAGAUAUCGUCUUCACCAGUGCCAAGCGAGUUUGACAUACCUAUACGAUAUGCCAAAGGAUCUAAACGUGGCACACCUUCACGAGUUGCAACGCCAGGUAGCAGCAAGGCGAAAAACACAACACCUGACCAAGAUGGAGAUUUGGAGUUUGCAUUGCAGCUCAGCCUUGCCGAAGAGCAGAGCAGGAAAGCAGUGGAGGACGAUCUUCCGGCUCUGGCGUUUUCUUCCAGUCCUGGAUCUGAAGGUAGUGGAACUGGGAAGGGGAAGGGAAAGUCGAGGCGUCGUUGAAGAGCACCUCUGGGCCGUGUUUAUCUUGUUCGCUUCUUUGGGCUGACCUCCAGUCUCACAUUAUGCUGCUUGCUUGCUUGCUUGUCUUCUGCGUAUGCCGAGAUGCAGUAUUAGAAGAUUCUUUUCGGGACUUGUACAAUUGCACAGCUGCCCAGAAAACCAGCUCUGCUCUAUAUUCAAUGAAAUCGAUGAUUUUCAGAUCGCUGUCU